Molecule: messenger RNA, 388 nt
Organism: Triticum urartu
Lineage: Eukaryota; Viridiplantae; Streptophyta; Magnoliopsida; Poales; Poaceae
Source: RefSeq, a predicted model, not a curated record
CCAUCUCCGUGAGCUGGGCAUCUGCAGCGUCGUCAUGGAGGCCGGGGACAUCGACUUUGUCGUCGCCAAGAGCCCCGUCCUGGAGACCCUCAACAUCCAUGGAUGCAACAAGGGGCUGCGCCUUCGCCUCGUCAGCCAGAGCCUCCGGUGCGUCCAAGUUUGCAGCUCUUUUCUGGAGGACAUUGCCGUGGUGAAGGCUCCUCGCCUCGAGCGGCUCAUCCUGGAGGGCUUUCGGAGCAACGCCGGUGGCUUGUGCACCAGAGUCAGGAUUGGCGACGCUCCCAAGCUACACGCAUUAGGAAUCUUGGAGCCAGGGAGCACCAUACUAGAGAUCCGAGACACCAUCGUCAUGGUACAUACAUCUCCUGUCUGCAGUUUGUUCAGUUAG